Messenger RNA from Fusarium verticillioides 7600, 1762 nucleotides. Its product is annotated as alpha-amylase. Gene Ontology annotation, molecular function: calcium ion binding; alpha-amylase activity. Gene Ontology annotation, biological process: carbohydrate metabolic process. Lineage: Eukaryota; Fungi; Ascomycota; Sordariomycetes; Hypocreales; Nectriaceae. The transcript is spliced from 2 exons. Bases 640 to 1650 code for a protein of 336 amino acids. The record is from RefSeq and is a predicted model, not a curated record.
UUGCGGCUUUGGGUCGCCUGUUAACCCACUGUUAACGAAUCCUUUGGUCCUUGGUGCUAUACCUGAACAAUGCUCUAACACUGUAAUUAAAUCCUUUUCAUCCGAAACAUACUAUUCGUCUUGUCUUGAACACUUUCAAUUUUACGAUAAAAGGGCUUUGUCCCAGCGCGUCUUAAGAUUCAUCAGCACUCUCAUCUUCAUUCUUCGCCUCAGUUCAAUAUGAAGUUCUCUCUUCUUGCGACCAUCGUCGCUAGCAUUAGUCCGCUUGCACGCGCAGCAGAUGCAAACGCUUGGAAGUCGCGAAAUAUUUACUUCGCACUUACUGAUCGUGUUGCGCGGAGUGCUGAUGAUAAUGGCGGCAGUGCAUGCGGAAACCUCGGGAAUUACUGUGGUGGAACUUUUAAGGGCUUAGAGUCAAAGCUUGAUUAUAUCAAGGGCAUGGGAUUUGAUGCUAUUUGGAUUACUCCUGUUGUUGACAGUAGGUGGUGCGAAAUUGAGUGAAAAAAUGUGACUGACAGGGUGAUAGAUACUGAUGGGGGAUACCAUGGAUACUGGGCUAAGGAUCUGUAUGCGGUCAACUCCAAGUAUGGUACUGCAGAUGAUUUGAAGAGUCUUGUCAAAUCUGCUCAUGACAAGAACAUGUACGUCAUGUGCGACGUCGUCGCAAACCACAUGGGCAAAGGCAUCUCAGACCACAAACCCUCCCCCCUCAACGAACAAAGCUCAUACCACACCCCCUGCGAUAUCGACUACAGCAACCAGACCAGCAUCGAGCAGUGCGAAAUCGCCGGUCUUCCCGACCUCAACACCGGCAGCGACACCGUCAAGAAAGUCCUCUACGACUGGAUCAAGUGGCUUGUCUCCGAGUACAGCUUCGACGGUAUCCGCAUCGAUACAGUCAAACAUGUCGAAAAGCCGUUCUGGCCUGGUUUUCAAGACGCUGCUGGUGUUUACGCCAUCGGUGAGGUUUGGGAUGGAGGGCCUGAUUACCUAGCUGGUUAUGCACAGGUCAUGCCUGGUCUCUUGAACUAUGCUAUGUAUUACCCCAUGAACCGGUUCUACCAGCAAAAAGGCGAUCCUUCAGAUGUUGUCGCUAUGCACGAUGAGAUUAGCAACAAAUUCCCCGAUCCCACUAUCCUCGGAACAUUCAUCGACAACCACGAUAACCCUCGCUGGUUGAGCCAAAAGAACGACAAAGCUCUCCUCAAGAACGCCCUCGCAUACGUCAUCCUAGCCCGAGGUAUUCCCAUCGUCUACUACGGAACAGAGCAAGGUUACGCUGGCGGCAAUGAUCCCGCCAACCGUGAGGAUCUCUGGCGAAGCAGCUUCAGCACCGACGCGGAUCUGUAUCAACACAUUUCACGCCUCUCCAAGGCUCGCUCGGCGGUCGGUGGUCUUGGUGGAAAUGAUCACAAGCAUCUCUACUCGCAGGACAGCGCGUAUGCUUGGAGUCGUGCUGAUGGCGAUCUCAUUGUUCUUACUUUGAACCGCGGACAGGGGUACUCGGGGCAAUACUGCUUUAACACUGGAAAGAACAACAAGACUUGGGACAGAGUCUUUGGAAGUGGAACUGUUACCUCUGAUGGCAAUGGUCAGGUUUGUGUUAGCUACACUAACGGCGAGCCUGAAGUCUUGGUUGCGUCUAGCUAGAUGGCAUAAAAAUGGGGUUGGCUUCGUAUUGGAUGCGGCCUUUUCCUCGACUCUGCUUCAUGAUGUCCAUAUAUACUGAGCUCAGUUUCAAUUCAACUUUUUUCUGUUCCUG